AUACGACCUCGAGAGGGCAUUUCCAUCGAUUCUAUCCUGACAGCAACGGAGAUCGGUUGCUUAUAGUACCCUGGGAUGAUGAACGAAAGCCUCUGGAAUGGUAUGAGCAAGGCGGAACUGGUGGAUCUAUACAAUCAGAGACAGGAGCGGAGGUACUGGACUAGUAGUCAAGUACAGGAAGCUAAAGCCACAGUCAAGAAGAGGAAAGUGGUCGCAAGCCGCAAGGCGCCUAUCGCUUCAAACGUCUCCGGACAGGCUUUAAAGGGUGUACAGACUCGAGCAAAUAUCUUCCGAGGGAAAAUCUUUCAUGUCUUCGAGUCGAAAGACCCUCCGAAAAAAGAACUCGAGAAGAUGAUCGUGGAAAACGGGGGCGAAUUCGCUCAAGCGAGAACGGAAGGGAACUUGGCUAUUCCUAUAGGGAAUAGACUCGGCCAUCCAAAUGCUCAGGGCUAUAAGCGAAAGGAUGUUACGAUCCUGAGACCCGCUUGGGUGGUGGAGAGCAUCAAACACGGACGUAUGUUACCGUUGACGGAAGAAUUGACCUUGUUUGCGGAUGCCGAGGUUGAAGACGGGCCUCAUUAUUAUACGAAACUCGACUACCUGGACUCUCAAGCAGCUUUGACUCCGAACGACCUUGACGACGUGACAGAAGACGAGGACGAAGACGAAGCCGACAACAGGUCUCGUAGCGAGAGCGAGGAACGCAAACACAAACGGCCUUAUCCGUCACCACCGCGGGAUGUCGAUCUGGGAGGGGUUUGGAAUCUGAGAAACGUCAAAUCGGAUAGACAAGUUGAAGAAUCUGAGACCGAACCGGAGAGCAAUGAUGAGCGGGAGAACGACUUGUCAGACAUUGAAGGGGAUGCGCUAGAUGUGCUCAAGAGUAAUACGGAGAUAGCAGGCGACACUGAAAGGGAAGAUUAUGAUAAUGAAGACGAUGAAACGAAACCAGAACUCGUCACAAGAAUGUCCCUUCCGACCGCAGUCAAGGAGGAAGCAGAGGCCAAACAAAUCCCGGAGGUUCCGCCCGCAAGCGAUGAAGUAUCUACCGUGGCGGUCGACCUUCCUGGAACCGGGUCUGUGUAUGAACCCGUCUUGCCUGCGCCAGAACCAAAUGACCUUGGUGGACAAACUGAGAGCAAAAUGGGAGAGACCGCCGAGGCUAUGCAGUAUGAUCAAGAUCUGAUUUUCAAACACUUAGUCUUUUACCUCGAUACAUUCUCGAAUGCCAAACAGAACGGACUCGACGCUACCAAACCCAAUAAGGAAGCCGAACAAGAGCUGUCGGCUAUUGUUCCGACGGUACUCCGUCAUGGCGGUACAUUUAGCGAAGACCUAUUCUCUGGCAGCUUGACACACGUCGUUCAGCAUAGCGAUGACAGCAAGCGGUACAAGCAGAUCAAUCGGGCCUGGAAGGGUUCAAUUCUGAAGCAGAUUGUCACGCCGGAGUUCGUGCACGACAGCAUCGCGGAUGGAAGGCUGUUAGAUGAGAAUGGUUAUCGACCGAGAUGAAGCGGUCUUAGUCGCAAUAUCGAUUGCUCCACUGAUACUCAGCGGUACGGCGGCUCUCCUAGGGCCUCGACGAAUCCACCCAGACUGUAUAUAAGCAAGAUAUGAGAUGCAAGCAAUGAACCGCUUUGGAGUUAGGG
Molecule: messenger RNA, 1649 nt
Organism: Filobasidium floriforme
Lineage: Eukaryota; Fungi; Basidiomycota; Tremellomycetes; Filobasidiales; Filobasidiaceae
Exons: 15
Coding region: 76-1512 (478 amino acids)
Biological process (GO): nucleotide-excision repair, DNA gap filling; double-strand break repair via nonhomologous end joining
Cellular component (GO): DNA ligase IV complex
Molecular function (GO): DNA binding; ATP binding; DNA ligase (ATP) activity
Source: RefSeq, a predicted model, not a curated record